Archocentrus centrarchus (flier cichlid) is the source of this 7495-nucleotide messenger RNA. It is a transcript of the gene tdrd6a, whose product is annotated as tudor domain containing 6a. The transcript is spliced from 18 exons. NCBI's taxonomy places the organism in Eukaryota, Metazoa, Chordata, Actinopteri, Cichliformes, Cichlidae. Bases 449 to 7048 code for a protein of 2199 amino acids. The record is from RefSeq and is a predicted model, not a curated record.
CGGAGGAGGGAAACUGCCACGCGCGCGGGUCGGAUUUAAUCAGCCGUUGAGCUGCGGUGGAGUUCGGUAAUUUUGCUGCCACCGAAAAAAAGUCCCCUCAAGUCUUCAAAACUUAAACAUCUCGUCAGAUUCAACGACUCGAAAAAACAAAGCAGUGAGACCGGACUGAGGUUUGGCUCGCUGAGUUAAAGCGGAGAAGUUUAGGUGAGGAUAAGUUUAGCGCCACUGCGGCUGCGGGCGGGUUUCGCUAGGCAGACGGUAGGUUUGGCAUCCCGGAGUUAACGUCAACAGUAGUUUCCGAAGACUCGGCGGGAUCUUUGUGAAAAACGAUUUGCCUCUGCAUGUCCUCUCGCCAGGAUUUGUUCAAGUUUGGUUAUCCUUAGUGGACCAUAGCAUCCUGAACUCAUGCUGCUGUGUUGAGGUGACAAAUCAUGGGUAGCUAGAAUUUAUGAAAGCAAAAAUGUCUUCAAUCCCAGGACUCCCCACACGUGGAUCAUAUGUAACAGUUAUCAUAUCCAGAGUCCACUUGAAUCAUCUUUGUGUGCUUGUGGAAUUCUGGGCAAAAUUUAGCCAGGAGAGGAGUGCAGAGUAUGAAUGCCUAGCCAAAGACAUUCAGUCUCCUGGGGACACAUUUCAAGAACUGGAGGGAAAGCCUGGUCACCAGUGCUUAGUUCAGAUUGAGGGUUUUUGGUAUAGAGCCCGCAUAGUCUCAAGAAAUGGCUCAAAUUACACGGUAUUCCUCGUGGACAAAGGAAUGACAUUCAGCGCCACUACAAAUGAGCUUGCAUGGGGUACAAGAGAAUAUUUCCAGCUACCCCCUGAAGUGGAGUUUUGUGUGCUAGCUAACGUGCUACCACUCUCACCUGAGAACAGAUGGUCUCCAGUGGCUCUUGAAUUUUUGAAAUCCCUUCCUGGGAAGUCUGUGUCAGCUUAUGUACAGGAAGUGCUAGUGGUGAACAGAACAUUUCUCCUGCACAUACCUUGCAUAUCCAAACAAAUGUAUGAGAUGGGAUUUGCCAGGAAACUGUCUCCCAACAUGUUCCAGGACUUUGUACUGCUGUCACUCCAGUCCCAAAGUGGAGCAAAAAUUUCUCCAGAGAACCAACAGCUCUCUGUGGGAACAGUUGAACGCCUGCACAAGCAAGUGCUGUUCAUGUACCCGGAGCUACAGGGAGGAACUGUGGAGACAGUCAUUGUAACAGAAGUGACAAAUCCACAGAGGAUUUUUUGCCAGUUGAAGGUCUUCUCUCAAGAAUUGAAGAAACUGUCAGAUCAACUUACACAGAGCUGUGAAGGGAGAAUGUCCAACUGCAUUGUAGGCCCAGAAAUGAUUGGAUUUCCAUGUGCUGCAAGAAGUAGUGAUGGAAGGUGGUACCGCUCUGUUCUGCAGCAUGUAUUUCCAACCAGUAAUGUGGUGGAAGUCUUGAAUGUUGACUAUGGAACUAAACAGCUUGUUCAAGUGGAGAAUGUAAGACCACUGGCUUCAGAGUUCUUUAGGAUGCCAGUUGUCACUUAUAUCUGCUCCCUCCAUGGAGUCAAUGACAAAGGGGUGGUAUGGACAACCAGCCAGAUUGACUACCUCAAGUCCCUCCUGCUGUACAAGACGGUGAUUGUCAAAUUUGAGUACCAAAGCAUCUCAGAGGGUGUUCACUAUGUCACUUUUUAUGGGGACAACAACACAAACAUUAACAUGCUGUUUGGAUUCCAGGAGAGCUGUUUGCUGGACUGUAAGAAAACACUGGAAGAUUAUGCCAUCCGCAACACUGCACACAGCCAUAAGCAUCCAGCUCAACAAGAAAGAACGAUGCUAUCUUCUGUACAGGCUAUGGAAGAGAAAGAAGAGAAAGCAGUAGCAGAGAGGGUGCCUGCUGAAGUUCUUCCGCUAAACUCCUCACACGUGGCGGCAGUUCAGGACUUAAUAAACCCAUCAGAAUUUUACAUUCAAACACAAAACUACACAAAGCAGUUGAAUGAACUGAUGGAUAAAAUCUACCAUCUGUACAAAGAUUCGCUGAAUAAAGAUGCAGUUAGAAUUCCAACUGCUGGACUCUACUGUGCUGCCAGAGCAGCAGAUGGUGACUUCUACAGAGCAAUUGUGACUGAAGUUGGUGAGACACAUGCCAAGGUGUUCUUUGUGGAUUAUGGAAACACAGAAGUGGUUGAUAGGAGAAAUCUCAGGAUACUUCCUGCUGAGUUCAAAAAGCUGCCACGGCUGGCACUGAAAUGCACUCUCGCUGGUGUUAAACCAAAAGAUGAAAGAUGGAGUCAGAGGGCCUCUGCAUUUUUCAGCAAAGCAGUCACUGAUAAAGAACUAAAUGUACAUGUUCUGGCCAAAUAUGAUAACAGCUAUGCUGUCCAACUGACAGAUCCCAAAGCACAAGAAGAACGAGAUGUUGGUACACUGAUGUGCAAUUCUGGCUUUGCUGAAAGGGCUGACAUGCCAAGACAGCGCAAAGCCACAAUUAAAAUGCAAAGUGACGACAUUCCUCCCACACAUCCAGAUGCCAGUCUUCCAGGUGUGAAUAGGAACACUGGAUUGGAUUUCAGGACCCAAAACACAAUUGGCCUUGGAAGCAAUGAAAGGAGAAUUGCUACCUAUAAGGAGCAUAUGUUUCCUAUUGGAAGUGUCCUUGAUGUCAGUGUGUCCUACAUUGAAAGCCCAAAUGACUUUUGGUGCCAGCUAGUACAUAAUGCAGGACACUUGAAAUUGCUCAUGCAUGACAUACAGGCUCAUUAUGCAGGCAGCGAGUUUCAGCAAAAUGUUGAAACAGUUUGUGUUGCUCGCCACCCUGAUAAUAGGUUGUGGUACAGAGCCCUUGUGAUUCAUAAACAUGAAACCCCUCAUGUGGAUGUGUUGUUUGUUGACUAUGGCCAGACGGAGACAGUCUCCCUCCAUGAUCUGAGGAGAAUCAGGCCAGAAUUCCUCAUUCUGCAUGGUCAAGCUUUCCGAUGCAGUCUGUUGAAUCCCAUUGACCCUACAUCUGCUAUAAAUGAGUGGAGCAAAGAGGCAGUAGCAAGGUUUCACAAUUUUGUCAACUCGGCUGCAUCCAACUUUGUGAUUUUGAAAUGCACCGUAUAUGCUGUCAUGUACAGUGAGCAGAAGAUUGUUUUCAACAUUGUGGAUCUAGAAACUCCAUUUGAGAGUGUCAGCACCAGUAUGGUCAAUCUAAUGGAAAGUGCACCUCCCAAGAAAGCUGCUGGAGCAUCUUUUCGUCUGGAUACAUACUACUACUCAACACACGAUGUCAAAACAGGGACAGAAGAAGUGGUCACAGUGACAUGUGUGAACAGUGUCAAUCAGUUCUACUGCCACCUUGAAAAGAAUGCUGAUGUGAUGAAUGACCUCAAGAUGAAAGUGAGAAAACUUUGUCAUCAGCUUGAGAAUGUGACGCUUCCAGCAGUCUUUGGAACUUUGUGCUUUGCAAGGUAUACUGAUGGGCAGUGGUACAGGGGGCAGAUUAAGGCUACAAAGCCAGUCCUUCUGGUUCACUUUGUGGAUUACGGUGACACUAUUGAAGUAGAUAAAGCUGACUUGCUUCCAGUUCCCAGAGAGGCAAAUGACAUCAUGUCUGUCCCUGUGCAAGCAGUCAUGUGUGGUCUGUCCGAUGUCCCUGCUAAUGUUUCCAGUGAGGUGGACAGCUGGUUUGAGACAACUGCAACAGAAUGUAAAUUCCAAGCACUAGUAGUGGCCAGAGAACCUGAUGGAAAAUUGCUAGUUGAGCUGUAUCAUGGAAACACUCAGAUCAAUUCAAAGCUCAAGAAAAAGUUUCAGAUUAAGAUGCGCACAGAAAGCCAGGUUGUCUACCAGGGUCGGAGAGCUCCCGAGACUUCAGCAGCUCAUUCAGGAAAGAUGGCAAACGCUUACUUAAAGCAGGCCACAAACAUGGAAGAUGACUCACAACUCCAGAAGAAAAACAGUUUCUCUGCCUCAAAACCUCUACAUUUUUUAAGGGAUGGCAGGAAAUCUAAUGAUAUGAACCCGUGGAACAAAGCAACAAAGUCAGUGGGCCGUGUUAAUGAAAAUGGUCAAAAGGUCAAAAGUCCUCCAUUAGAAUUGUAUUCACCUCCGCACCAAAGGCAGUCAUGUGAGAGGAUGCCAGAUGCCAGCUCUGAGCUAGCUGGUGACAAUAUCAAACCUUCUGAUCUCCCUACAGAUGCUAAGCUCAUCAAGCCAACAUUAAAUGGACUAGAAUCCCAAAAGGAAAGUAUUCCUGAAAAGCUUCCUAAACUUUCAGACUUGCCCUCAAAUUCUAUUGCACCUGAUAUGGUAGCAGAUGUCUAUGUCUCACAGUGCAACAGCCCAUUAAGUUUCUAUGUGCAGUGUGUAAGCGAAGAGGAUGAAAUAUUUUCCCUGGUAGAAAAGCUCAAUGACCCCAAAUCAACUCCAGAAGCCAACAGUCUCAAAGAUGUGCAUCCAGGUGACCUUGUUCAAGCAGAGUUUUCAGAUGAUUCCUCAUGGUACCGAGCAGUUGUAAGAGAAAUCCAUGGCAAUAAAAUGGCCCUCAUUGAGUUUGUUGAUUUUGGAAAUACAGCCAUGACUCCACUUUCCAAGAUAGGCAGACUCCACAAGAAUGUUUUGCAACUGCCAGUGUACAGCACACAUUGUAUGCUGAGUGAUGCUGCAAGUCUUGGGAAAGAGGUUGUACUUGAUCCAGAUGUGGUGUCAGCUUUCAAGGAGGACAUUGCUGGCAGUGGAGGAAAACUGCUCAAGUGCCAGUUUGUCAGGCAGAUUGGAUCUGUGUGGGAAGUUAAUCUUGAAUAUAAUGGCGUGAAUAUAACGUGUAAAGUGCCUACUAGAGAUCCUGAAAUCACCUCAGAGAAACCUGAGCAAAUAAAGGAAGAGCCAUCCCUGGUCUUUGACAUCAGAGACGUGCCGGAGAACACACAGAUAUCAGUGCUGAGCCAGUGCUCCUCACAUAAUUUUCAGGAAAACUAUUUUGAGGGACUGAAGUUGGAGGUCUGCAUCACAGUCAUAAAUGACAAUCAGACCUUCUGGUGUCAGUCUGCUAGGUCAGAGGAACUGGAAAAGAUCAAUCUAAGUCUGUCUGAAGUUGGGAAUUUAGCAGAUCACAACUGCAUCGAUCCAGAUGCUCUCUGCCCUGGCAGUCUAUGUAUUGCUCUCUUUUCAGACGAUCAGCUUUGGUAUCGUGCAGAGGUCAUUGACAAAAUUGAGGACAAGCUCUCUGUUUUCUUUGUGGACUACGGAAACAAGUCCCAAGUCAGCAUAGCAGAUGUGAGAGAAAUGCUCCCUUUCUUGUUGGAAAUUCCACCACAGGCGUUUUUGUGUGAGCUUGAAGGCUUUGAUGCUUCGUGUGGUUCCUGGGAAAGUGGAGCAGCAGUCGAACUGUCUACACUUACAGCUGACAAACUGGUACAGGUGACUGUCACUAAACAAACAAGAGCUACAGGAAAAAUCUUUGUUAGGAUGGAAUGUGAAGGUCAGGUGAUAAAUGAGGUGAUGAAAACCUGGUGGAAGUGCUUCCCAGCUGAAGAUAAACCUGAAGCAGAUGAAGGGCCUGAUUCAGAUGAACCACCACUGCAAGUUGACCCAACUGUAAAUGAGUCUGUGGUACUUAAGGAUCAAGUAGAGCAUCCAAAAAUCCAAGAAGUAGCAAGUUCUCAUAUCCACUUUGAGAGAGACAACAGCGAUGAGUUCAGCAAUGAUGAAUUUGUGGAUCUUUGCACAGCAGAUGAGGUACUAAAAUCAUCAAGUAGUCCGAAGAACAGCAAAUCCUCCAAAGAUUCAAUUCAUCCUGACUCUUUUAUCGAGUCCCCAAAAGAAGGUGUUUCCACUGAGAGGAUUAUAGUCCAAGCUUCUGCAAUAUUGAUCAAGGACAAUUUGCCAUGUGAUAGUGGUAUAGAUGAAACUAUAUUAUCUCCACUUGAUAACAUAAGCUGUAACACAAGCGUGGAGGACACUAACAAAAGCACUGAAGAGGAGAGUGCCUCGGUGAUGGUCACUGUUGGGUCCGAUAACUUGUGCUCGCCAGUGGGUGAGAACCUUUUUGUGGCAAUGGAUGACUCGGAGACAACUGCAACAACUGACAAGGAGCCUGUACUUGAAGAGGUGGACACUGCUGCCUACAGCGCUGACAUGAACAUUUCUGAUCCAGUCAAAAAUGGAGAUGACGAAACGGCUUCUGUUAGAAGUGGUACUUCUCUUUACCAUAGGAGAGCAGUGAGCAUGAUUCCAACUGAAUUGGUGCUGCCCUCCCCUCUCCCUCCUGGGGAGCAGUUGUUUGGUCCUUCUGCAGAACUGGAAUGUGAGGCUGAAGAUGGCAUCGCUCAGCAAGAGGUUUUGUGUGCUACCACACAAGCUGAGAGUGACUCGGUGCAUGAGGAGUCGUCCUUGGCUCAUCUCGACAACCCAAAAUCAGCAGACACUGACACAGCUGCCAGUGAGCCCAACACCUGCACAGUUCCCUCUCUGGAGAAGGAUGAUGAAGUUGAAGAGGUGACCUGUUGUAUCGAAGAGACUUGCUCAGCAGAUGUUUGCACAGAGCAAAAAGAACCAAGCAGUGAUGGUGAUGACUGUCUGAGCUGUGUGACAGCAGAGGAAAUGGUCCAGCAUGGAUCAGUUGAAACUCCUUCAGGGAACACAGUGGAAAUUGAUGAUGUUGCCCUACAGCAUUGGGGGCCAUGGACUUCCACUCCUAGCAGAGACGACUUGAUUGAAGAUGAGACCUUGGAUCUUCAUGAAGAUGCACUUUCUGUGUUAGCCUCAGAGCCACAGACAUGCACAGCUCCGUCUCCAGAUUUGAGUAAUCUGGUUGAAGAGGUGACCUGUCUUGUUGGCGAGAUCUGUUUGACAGACGCCUGUCAAGAUCUUAAACAGGAAGCUGAAAUGGUGACAGAAGACUGUGAGUUGCAGGUGCAUGCAUCUCCCCAACAAAAUAAGGAUUUUGAUGACGGUGCGCUGACAGAGGAAAUGUCCUCUGCUGAGGACAGUUUUGCAAUCCAGCUGUCAACCAUAACUCACCUGUCUCUGAUUGUCACUCAUGGUUCUGCUGAUAAUCAGCCUGCCGAGCAGCAGCAGCCAGGAGAGUGACCGGCUCUUCUUUUCUUUUUGUGACCUCAGAUAGAAAGUUAGUUACUGCAUAUUGUUUUGUAUUGUAUUAGACCGGUUCAGUUCUGUUUUCUUUGUGGUGUUCAUUCUUAAGAGUGCUUUUUUUUUUUUUGUGUGUGUGUGUGUGUUAAUUGCCUAGCAGGCCAAUUAGACCCUUUAAUCGGCUAAUUUAAUUGUUCCUUUAAAAAAAAACAGCCAUACAGUUAAGUCAGUCAGAAUGAGUCAAAAUGUUAGCAGUUCUCUCUCAGUAUCCAGUGUUAGUUUUGAUAAAUCUAAAGAAUUGUGUGGCAGUUUUUGAUUCUUUAGUUGAAUAAUAAUCUGAUUUCAGUAACUGUUGUGAAAUACAUUGGAGAAAAAAAGCUGUAUUUGGUGUGGACAGAUGCAUGUGUUAAAGACAAAUUUGUGUUGACAAUAAAUAUUAAAGGUCAG